Messenger RNA from Panthera uncia (snow leopard), 6637 nucleotides. RefSeq names its product son of sevenless homolog 1. Gene Ontology annotation, molecular function: protein heterodimerization activity; guanyl-nucleotide exchange factor activity. The record is from RefSeq and is a predicted model, not a curated record. Lineage: Eukaryota; Metazoa; Chordata; Mammalia; Carnivora; Felidae. Gene Ontology annotation, biological process: Ras protein signal transduction; positive regulation of GTPase activity. The coding region runs from base 2589 to 5267 and encodes 892 amino acids. Gene Ontology annotation, cellular component: plasma membrane. The transcript has 16 exons.
CAUCCGACUUUGGCUGAGGUCAUGAUCUCACUGCUCAUUCUGUGCUGACAGCUCUGGGAGCCUGCUUCAGAUUCUGUCUCCGUCUCUCUGUGCCUCCCUUGCUUGUGCUUGCUCUCGUGUGCACUCUCUCCCUCUCUCUCUCUCUAAAGUAUAAAAUAAAAUAUUUUAAAAAAAAAUUAAAACUCAGGAGAGAAGUCAGAACUAGGGGUAGAUUUGAAGUUGUCUGCAUUGGUUGUAGUUUAAACUGUGGAGGUAAAGAUUACUUGGGAAAGAACAGAAGAAAAGAGCAGACAGAAAAGGCUAGAAUCCACAGUUAAGAGGUGGAGGAAGCUAAGGAACUCCACAAGAAAAUGGAAAAGGAGCAAAGAAAUAAGAGAAGUAGGACAGGUUGUGUCACUGGUCAGAAAAGAGAAUUAAAAAAUGAAAAGACUUGGGGCACCUGGGUGGCUUGGUCGGUUAAACAUCUAACCCUUGAUUUCAGCUCAGGUCAUGAUCUCACAGUUGUGAGAUCAAGCCCCAUGUCAGGCUCUACACUGACAGCACAGAGCCUGCUUGGGAUUCUGUCUCUUUCUCCUCUCUCUCUGCCCCUUCCCCAUGCCACCCACGCCCCAUGCUCUCUCUCAAAAUAAAUAAACUUUAAAAAAAAAAUGAAAAGACUGGACUGAGAGUCCCUCAAGAAAAGCCCACUAUGUGGUGUUAGGAUUCACUGAUAAAUGAAGAUAAGUUGGUUAUGAAGCUAACGGGUAUCUGACAAGACAAUUUAAGCCAAAUGGGUGCAUGCAAUUCAAUCAAUAAAAAUAAAAUUUUGUAAGCAGAAUCAGACCUGAACAAACUGAUGGCUACCAGAGGGAAGGGGGCUCUGGGGAUGGGCUAAAUGGGUGAAGGGGAAUGGGAGAUACAGACUUCUGGUUGUGGAAUGAAUAAUCACGGGAUUAUUAACAGAAUAGUCCAUGGUAUUGUGUUAGUAUUGCAUGAUGACAGUAACUACAUUUGUGGUGAGCAUAGCAUAAGGUAGAGAGAAGUCGAGUCACUGUUGUUGACCUAAAACUGUUGUAACAUUAUGUGUCACCUGUACUCAAAUAAAUAAAUAAAACUUUUUAUCAAAUUCCAUCUUAAAAACAAAAAGGUGGUUUAAUGUUGUUAUGUGCUGAAGGGAAGUAAGUUUACAAGGUCCAUUAGCUACACCCAUUAGAGUGUGAUGGCAUGGCAAAUAGUAAGCCCAGAGCUGAGAAACACAAAUUCUGGGGUUCUAAGUCCAAACGUUAUCCGUUAUUUUAACUGCACGACCAUUCAGUCAUCUAACAGGGUGAAGAGAUUUAUAAACAGAUUAAUCACAAUCAGAUUGGUAAUUGCUAUACUGAAUAUGACCGGAAAUGAUCGGGCAAGGGAUUUAAGCCUUUUGCGGCUUAGUUUCUUCACCUAUAAAAUAAUAAAAAAUUGCUUGAAACCUCAUACUUGAUGUAGCAUUCCCCCCACAGUUCUGAAUUGUGAGUGCCUCUAAAAUAUUUUUCCUUAAAAAGUAUUUUAAAUUCAUGUGUACGGAUAUAUACAUAUCUAUGUAUUUUUAACACACAUUCCAGAAAUUGAUAAUAUAGUACACUGUGUAUAAAAAUGUACCCCUACACUAAGGCUGUCAUACCCUGUUCGAUAAUGAGGUGUAAUACGACAGAUCAUACUACAUGCUCUUGGCCAGCGAGUAUUGUGCACUUUUCUCCCAAGAGGGCUCUGCCCUUUGGAGAGUUGACUAUAUUUUAAAACCUAUAUUGUUUGUUUCCUGGAACUGAUUUUUCUGCCAUUUGUUAAAAGGAAUAGUUGUGACCCAUAGUGAGUGACAAAAGGAUGCACGUAAAGGCUAGCAUGCUGGUAAUUAAAAUGUAAAUUUUACAGAGGCCAGUGGCCUGAUGGGCCUCCAACCAAAUGGUUGAGGAAAAUGAAGGUAAAGAUGAUUAGGCAUUUAUGAAUGAGUGACUACCAAGUUAUCUUCAUAAAGCAGAGACAGUCACAGAUUGUCAAAAGUGCCCAUUUUGUGUCCUUUGGUAUAGGGUGAUUUUGUGUUCAACAAACAUUUAUCAAGUUUGUAUUCUGUGCCCUGCACAGUGCUAGGUGCUAGUGUUACACUGGUGAAUAAGAGAAAUCCUUCUUGGAUUUUAUCAUUUAGGAGGAAAGGUAGAGUUAAAACAAGGACCAGAGACCCAUGGGAGGUCAAUUUUGCCCAAGCAGUAUGUUGAGUAAAUGUUCUGGUUCUGGAUGAAAACCAUAGCCUCUCCCUCCUUCUCUGCAUUCCCAUGUCUCAGGGUAACUGUGGUUUAAAGAAAAAAAUAUAUUGAAAUCUGCAGUUAGGUAUCUGAACCUCCAGGAGCAUGUUAAUAAGCAUGUAUGGUAUUGUGGCUGGGGAGAGAUUGAGAAUGAACUUCUGGGUCAUCACAUUUAAAUCUGUACUUGCAAUUCAGACCAUGUGCUUGAGUAUAAACCUACAUUUUAAUUACUUUGCUUUUUGUUUAUAGGUCCAGGGGCAAGUUCAUCCUACUCUUGAGUCUAGUGAUGAUGCUCUUCAGUAUGUUGAAGAAUUAAUUUUGCAGUUAUUAAAUAUGCUAUGCCAAGCUCAGCCCCGAAGUGCUUCAGAUGUAGAGGAACGUGUUCAAAAAAGUUUCCCUCAUCCAAUUGAUAAGUGGGCAAUAGCUGAUGCCCAAUCGGCUAUUGAAAAGAGGAAGCGAAGAAACCCUUUAUCUCUCCCAGUAGAAAAAAUUCAUCCUUUAUUAAAGGAGGUCCUAGGUUAUAAAAUUGACCACCAGGUUUCUGUUUACAUAGUAGCAGUAUUAGAAUACAUUUCUGCAGACAUUUUAAAGCUGGUGGGGAAUUAUGUACGAAAUAUACGGCAUUAUGAAAUUACAAAACAAGAUAUUAAAGUGGCAAUGUGUGCUGAUAAGGUAUUGAUGGAUAUGUUUCAUCAAGAUGUAGAAGAUAUAAAUAUUUUAUCUUUAACCGAUGAAGAGCCUUCCACCUCAGGAGAGCAAACUUACUAUGAUUUGGUAAAAGCAUUUAUGGCAGAAAUUCGACAGUACAUAAGGGAACUAAAUUUAAUUAUAAAAGUUUUUAGAGAGCCCUUUGUCUCCAAUUCAAAAUUAUUUUCAGCUAAUGACGUAGAAAAUAUAUUUAGUCGUAUAGUAGAUAUACAUGAACUUAGUGUAAAAUUACUGGGCCAUAUAGAAGAUACUGUGGAAAUGACUGAUGAAGGUAGUCCCCAUCCCUUAGUAGGAAGCUGCUUUGAAGACUUAGCAGAGGAACUGGCAUUUGAUCCAUAUGAAUCAUAUGCUCGAGAUAUCUUACGGCCUGGUUUUCAUGAUCGUUUCCUUAGUCAGUUAUCAAAGCCAGGAGCAGCACUCUAUUUACAGUCAAUAGGCGAAGGUUUCAAAGAAGCUGUUCAAUAUGUUUUACCCAGGCUACUUCUAGCCCCUGUUUACCACUGUCUGCAUUACUUUGAGCUUUUGAAGCAGUUAGAAGAAAAGAGUGAAGAUCAAGAAGACAAGGAAUGUUUGAAACAAGCAAUAACAGCUUUGCUUAAUGUUCAGAGUGGUAUGGAAAAAAUAUGUUCUAAAAGUCUUGCAAAACGAAGACUGAGUGAAUCUGCAUGUCGGUUUUAUAGUCAGCAAAUGAAGGGGAAACAACUAGCAAUCAAGAAAAUGAACGAGAUUCAAAAGAAUAUUGAUGGUUGGGAGGGAAAAGACAUUGGACAGUGUUGCAAUGAAUUUAUAAUGGAAGGAACUCUUACACGUGUAGGAGCCAAGCAUGAGAGACACAUAUUUCUCUUUGAUGGCUUAAUGAUUUGCUGUAAAUCAAAUCAUGGGCAGCCAAGACUUCCUGGUGCUAGCAAUGCAGAGUAUCGUCUGAAAGAAAAGUUUUUCAUGAGAAAGGUACAAAUUAAUGACAAAGAUGACACCAGUGAGUACAAGCAUGCUUUUGAAAUAAUUUUAAAAGAUGAAAAUAGUGUUAUAUUUUCUGCCAAGUCAGCUGAAGAGAAAAACAAUUGGAUGGCAGCACUGAUAUCUCUCCAGUACCGGAGCACACUGGAAAGGAUGCUUGACGUGACGAUGCUACAGGAAGAGAAGGAGGAGCAGAUGAGGCUCCCUAGUGCUGAUGUUUAUCGAUUUGCAGAGCCUGACUCCGAAGAGAAUAUAAUAUUUGAAGAGAACACACAGCCCAAGGCUGGAAUUCCAAUUAUCAAAGCAGGAACUGUUAUUAAGCUUAUUGAGAGGCUCACGUACCAUAUGUACGCAGAUCCCAAUUUUGUUCGGACAUUUCUUACAACAUACAGAUCCUUUUGUAAACCUCAAGAACUACUGAGUCUUAUAAUAGAAAGGUUUGAAAUUCCAGAGCCUGAGCCAACAGAAGCUGAUCGCAUAGCUAUAGAGAAUGGAGAUCAACCCUUGAGUGCAGAACUAAAAAGGUUUAGGAAAGAAUACAUACAGCCUGUACAACUGCGAGUAUUAAAUGUAUGUCGGCAUUGGGUAGAGCACCAUUUCUAUGAUUUUGAAAGAGACGCAGAUCUUUUGCAGCGAAUGGAAGAGUUUAUUGGAACAGUAAGAGGUAAAGCAAUGAAAAAAUGGGUUGAAUCCAUCACUAAAAUAAUCCAAAGGAAAAAAAUUGCAAGAGACAAUGGACCAGGUCAUAAUAUUACAUUUCAGAGUUCACCUCCCACAGUUGAGUGGCAUAUAAGCAGGCCUGGGCACAUAGAGACUUUUGACCUGCUCACCUUACACCCAAUAGAAAUUGCUCGACAACUCACUUUACUUGAAUCAGAUCUAUAUCGAGCUGUACAGCCAUCAGAAUUAGUUGGAAGCGUGUGGACAAAAGAAGACAAAGAAAUUAAUUCUCCUAAUCUCCUAAAAAUGAUCCGGCACACCACUAACCUCACUCUGUGGUUUGAGAAAUGUAUUGUAGAAACUGAAAACUUAGAAGAAAGAGUAGCUGUGGUGAGUCGAAUAAUUGAGAUUCUACAAGUCUUUCAAGAGCUGAACAAUUUCAAUGGUGUCCUUGAGGUUGUCAGUGCUAUGAACUCAUCUCCUGUUUACAGACUAGACCACACAUUUGAGCAAAUACCAAGUCGCCAAAAGAAAAUUUUAGAAGAAGCUCAUGAGUUAAGCGAAGAUCACUAUAAGAAAUAUUUGGCAAAACUCAGGUCUAUUAAUCCACCGUGUGUGCCUUUCUUUGGUAAGCAUUUCUUGAAUUUUUUUGUGUUUCUGGAUAAAACAAGAUACUUAUUUCAUUAAAUGACUGAAUAUACAUAUGUGUAAUAUAGCAGCAGAAAAUGCUUAUUUAAUAAAUACCUAGCACCUGAGUCACCUUAGAAUUUUACUCUCUUUAUUAGGACUUUUUAAGAUCACACCCAACAUAUACAUUCCAUUUUUUAUUUCCAUCUGGGGCAGCUGUUUGAUAUCAUUUAAUACUUCUUUGUGCUUUAUAUUCAUAGAAAUCUUUUUUUGUUGAAUUUUGAUAAACCAUACAUUCUACAGAAGAAGUUUGGCCUUGGUCAUUUAUAUUUAUAAUCAUGUUUCUUGUAAACAGUUUCACAUAGCUAAAAAUCAUACUGCAUGCAUUCUUGAACCCACACCUUCUAUACAUCAAAAUUUUACCUGCCAUUUUUUCUUUCCCUUCUCACCAGAGGAAGGAAGUGCCCUUUCCUUCCUUUUAAAGCUGAAACAUGUACCAUCCAAAUCUUCACCCUUCAUACAGGUUCUUCUAUCUUAUUUCAUCAUUUAUUUCCUAUAUUUCACAUCUUCAGUAUCUCUUUCACAACUGGUUUCUUUUUUUUUUCUGUUUGUAUAUAUGCUCUGAUGAUUCUUCCUCUGAAUGCUUACAAAUAUCAUGCCUAUUACACAUAUUAUGGUGUAGGUUUUUUAGUAAGUAGUAUAUUUCCUUCUAGCCAUUUUCUCAUCUAUAGCUAUAUAUUUUCCAUAUAGCUUUAAGUUAUACUGUCCUGAUAUUUUUUCAAUUAACAUCAUACAGUUAUCACAAAAGCCUGUUUUUGUUCGAGCUUUUAUAACCACUUUUGUAUUUAUUUCUCAUCUUUUUGCCAUGCACAUUGUAUAUAGUCAUAAGUAUAUGACAUGUACACAUUAUUAUUUACUUUAACUUACCAUAUCUUAAACUUAUUGUUGUGUUUUAUCAGUCUUCAUAAUAUCAUUUAAAAUGGCUACAUAAUAGUCUCUAAAGUUGGUAUGACAGUUUAUUUUAUUACUCUAUGAUUAGAUACAUAGUUUCUAGCUUUUUUGUUUUCCUAAAUGUUGUGAUCAAUAUCAUCAUAUUUAUACCUUUUAUCUAUAUUUGAGAAUACUUCCUUGAGCUAGAUAACCAAUCUAUCUAGAUACUUUAUAUCUAGCUGGGAAUUUCUUGAGCUAGAUAUUUUACCAAUCUGCUUUUUUAUUUUUAUUCUUUGAUAUACCAUAUUUUAAAAUUCUGUAAUCUGCCCAUCUUCCCCAUUAUGAUUGCUCUUGUUUCUGGCCUUAGAAAGCUCUUCCAGUCUAACAAUUUAAUAUUUCAAUCAUAUUUUCUUCUAGCUUAAUAAUGUGACUUCUAAAAAUCAUAUUUAAGUCUAUUUAAUCAAAGUCUCUUUUAGAUAUCAUAUGAAAUCUUCAAAUUU